Molecule: messenger RNA, 1452 nt
Organism: Tripterygium wilfordii
Lineage: Eukaryota; Viridiplantae; Streptophyta; Magnoliopsida; Celastrales; Celastraceae
Product: 2-methoxy-6-polyprenyl-1,4-benzoquinol methylase, mitochondrial-like
Exons: 8
Coding region: 234-1025 (263 amino acids)
Biological process (GO): ubiquinone biosynthetic process
Cellular component (GO): mitochondrion
Molecular function (GO): methyltransferase activity
Source: RefSeq, a predicted model, not a curated record
UGCUUGCUCUCCGUCUUAUGCACGCUUCAUUUCAUUUCCUUAUUACUUAUCUUAGAAUUGACAUUUCUCUGACGCGCCCACCAAGUGUUUGACGAAAUUCCUACGCGGCUGUAUAUCAAAUUUAUUUAGUUUUUUCUAUGCAAUUUUUCAUCAGUUCAUCAGUAUCGUGUAAUCCUUCCAACGGCUUGUUCUUAUAACUGCUUUGUUUUUGUUGAUUUGUUUGUUAUAUAGCUAUGGCGUUGAGAUUGGCUGCCAGGAAGUUGAGGAGUGAUGUCUCACCUAUGCGUUCAUGGGCUUCUCUACUUCAUUCACAUGCUACAAGCUUUGGGUAUAGGGAAGUACGAGAAGAAGAGAAAAGUAUGAUGGUCAGUGAUGUCUUCAGCAAUGUCGCCUCAAACUAUGAUCUCAUGAAUGAUUUGAUGAGUGGAGGACUACAUAGAUUAUGGAAGGACAGGCUGGUUUCCAAGAUGAAUCCAUUCCCAGGAAUGAAACAUCUUGACAUGGCUGGCGGGACAGGGGAUGUUGCUUUCAGGAUCUUAGAAACCAUAAACAGUAUCAGACGUAGAGCAAGGCAGAGUACUUUUGAUUUACAGGAUGAAACUCGAAUAUACGUAUGCGAUAUCAACCCAAACAUGCUAAAUGUUGGGAAAAACCGGGCUGUAGAGAGAGGUCUUGUGGAGGAGAGGUCCCUUACAUGGGUUGAGGAGGAUGCUGAAGCCUUGAGUUUCGAAGAUUUGUCAAUGGAUGGCUAUACUAUUGCUUUUGGAAUAAGGAAUAUGACACACAUAGAAAAAGUUCUUGCUGAAGCUUAUAGGGUGCUAAAAAGAGGAGGAAGAUUCCUUUGCCUGGAACUGAGCCAUGUCGAAGUUCCUGUAUUUAAGGAUUUGUACGAUCAUUAUUCAUUUUCAAUAAUUCCAGCUGUAGGAGAGCUUAUUGCAGGUGAUCGGGAAUCUUAUCAGUACUUAGUUGAAAGUAUCCAUCGUUUUCCUUCUCAGAUUAUUCAAUCACGUUCUGCAAUUACCUGAACUUGGCGUCUUGCUUGGGCUGCAGCCUCCCUCCUGUUGGCUAAGGCUUUAGGGAGAUAAAGAUAUAGAAGAGUUAGGGGCUUAGGCAAUAAUCUUGGUCCUUUAUUUAGGCUCUGUGAAGUCAUCUAUUAUCCUUUCUUUGCGUAAUGCUUCUUAAUAUAUGCUGUUUUGUUGAGGGAAAAGAGAAACAAAAAGAAUUAUGAAGAGCCUCUCUGCACGCAUAUCCUUGUGAUUGUUUUCUUUUCUUUUCUUUUUCCUCUAGUUUUUCUUACAAAAAGAGCCGCCUCUGCAAAUCCUUGUGAUUGUUCUCUUUUCCUUUUCUUUUUUUUUUCCCUAGUUUUUUCCUAUAGCUGGCUGCAUUUCAUCAUUAUUAGUAAUCAAGGACUUCAAAGAUGAAGUUAUCUCCAAUUGUUAAGUUGAUAAAGUA